AUGAGCCACUUCCAGUGUCUGCUAGCUGCCCUUCUCAUGAAGCGACAGACGACGCUGCGAAAUCUGGAGGAGCAGCUGAUCCGCUCGCGCUGGGAAGAAGCGGACGAGCAUCGUCUCGCGCGCACGCCCUCCCCAAGCAGCCCCAUAGCGCACUACGAGGGACAGAUGUUGCAGAAGAUGGCGCAUGUUGUGCGGGAUCAAGCGGCCGACGACUACUCGAUGCUCCGAACGGAGGAUUUGCAAAAGGUGAUCGACAACAUCUUCAAGGAGGCCCCCGGCCUACUCGCCGACGUCCGCGCUGCGGCUAACCAUCUCGACGACGCAACGAAGCGCCAUGCUGAAGUCUUGAAGCGGUGCUAUGCUACAUCCAAGGCGGAGGCCCGGAAGCUGCGGAACCUGGGCCUGGACGACGUGGCGGAGAAUGGCCCCACCGAACAUCUCAUCCAGUUGCCCGAGAUGGAGGCGAUCGUCGAAUGGGAAGACCCGUGGCGGAGCGAAGAAGAAGAAGAAGAUACCAGCGAUGCAACUUUUACUGAAAGUUCGACCGCAGCACCCGAGACGGAUGAAGCGCACAAGAUCGCCCCGAUGGAGGCCGAGAAUGGCACGCCGAUGGAGAAGGACACGGACAUCUCGUUCAUCAAAGUGAUUACGAAGGCCGCCAUCGAGACCUUCCUGCCCGGCGGAAUGAAGGCC
Messenger RNA from Mesorhabditis spiculigera, 693 nucleotides. The record is from the annotation of a GenBank genome assembly. Lineage: Eukaryota; Metazoa; Nematoda; Chromadorea; Rhabditida; Rhabditidae.